GUGGAUAUAAAAGCAACCGUGGAUAGGCUACUCCAACAACCAAGCCUCCAGGGGACUACUAGCACUCAACACCAUCAAAUAGGAUAGCUUAUACACUGCAUCCAAGAUGGGCAGGAUUGUCUUCUAUGAGGAUAAGAACUUCCAGGGCCGCCGCUAUGAGUGUGAAUGCGACUCCUUGGACUUCCACUCCUACCUGAGCCGCUGCAACUCCCUGCGUGUGGAGAGUGGGGCCUGGGUGGUCUACGAGAGGCCCAACUACAUGGGCUCCCAGUACGUCCUGACCAGGGGAGACUACCCAGAAUAUCAACGCUGGAUGGGCCUAAAUGACCGCCUUAGCUCCUGCAAGAUGAUCCAGUUUUCAAGCGGGUCCCAGUACAAGAUGCAGCUGUACGAGAAGGCAGACUUCCGGGGCCAGGCCUACGAGACCAUCGAGGACUGCCCCUCGGUGCAGGACAAGCUCCGCCUGCGGGAGGUCUACUCCUGCAAGGUCUUCGACGGCUGGUGGGUCUUCUACGAGCUGCCCAAUUACCGAGGGCGCCAGUACUUCAUGGAGAAGGGCGAGUACUCCAAGCCCAGUGACUGGGGUGCCGUCAGCCCAGCCGUGCAGUCCUUCAGGCGUAUCACAGAGUGACUUGGACUGAACGCAGCAAGCCACCAGCCAACAUUUGGCCCAAUGUGACUGAUUGGUGUGUUCUAUGAAGGGUAUGCAUCAGCUCUGGUUAUGUAUUUUGAAUGAAUUGUUGUGAAUUAAAAAACUGAGGUUUCAACCAAAAUAAAAAGAUAUCUG
This is a messenger RNA of Gadus macrocephalus (Pacific cod), 787 nucleotides long. RefSeq names its product crystallin, gamma S2 (gene crygs2). The record is from RefSeq and is a predicted model, not a curated record. The transcript has 3 exons. Gene Ontology annotation, molecular function: structural constituent of eye lens. Gene Ontology annotation, biological process: lens development in camera-type eye; visual perception. The coding region runs from base 107 to 631 and encodes 174 amino acids. Lineage: Eukaryota; Metazoa; Chordata; Actinopteri; Gadiformes; Gadidae.